AUGACAAGCGGACACCUUCCUGCUUCGGUGGUUCUCAGCCAGCGGCCACGGACAAACAUCUACGAGCUGCCUGAUGCAUCUCGAGAUGUCCUAGGUGAGUACAUUGCCACUGUGGCCACACCAGUGCCAGAGGCUACGAGGCAAUCAAUGCAGUACUACCAGGCAGUCGGGCAGCGCACCAUCAUGAAGAGGUACGACCAAAUUGGAGGCCGAAUGGCACUCUUCUUUGAUGAUGGUGCAGUCGGGGGUCCUUCCGGCUGGUGGCUCUCCCAGGAGUCUGCCUUUGGCGAGAGCUGCCUUCUUUGGUGUGCAGGUUCAAAAGAGCAUUUGCCGCAGACGGGGUGGCAGUGGCAAGGCUACCUGGGCUAUUACGAGGUUGAUCUUGAGGUUGCGGAAAAGAAGCCGGAGGAGACUCCAGUUACCUCUGCGACCGACCUGCUAAUGAACGUUGUGGGGAGCAGUAUGGUGUGCUGUCUGAAGGGCACCGAGUUGUUCCUGGAACAUGUGACCACCAAGCUGGCAUCUGCGCGCUCCGCCGGAGGACUGUUUGCCACAGUCCCGGAGGCGAAUCCUGUAGUAGUCGAGGCGCGAUCGGAGGUGCCAGAGUGGCAAGAGGGGGAUGAUUUGCUGCAAGAUUUCGUCGUGGAUGACGAGCAGCUGAAGGAGGAGGUGCUUGCAGCCAAGCAGAGCUUCCUGGAGAGUUUCAAGGUGGUCGAAGAAGUGUUUGCAGCUUUUGCUUGGUUUUCCAUUUGGUUGGUUGCACAGCAUGGGCAAAAGUGUUUUUGA
Messenger RNA from Symbiodinium sp. CCMP2592, 786 nucleotides. Lineage: Eukaryota; Dinophyceae; Suessiales; Symbiodiniaceae. The record is from the annotation of a GenBank genome assembly.